AUGUCAAGCAUGAACAAAUCACCACCGGAAGAUAAGGGCUCCAGUCCCGCAAGUCAGAAUAAGCCAAGUGUUGGUGAGCCAGAAAACCAUAAUGAAUUAUUAAAUUUUACAAAUCUGCUCCAGAAUCUACCUUAUGACGAUAGUGUACGCACUAAUAAUGAAAAGGAUAACCUAGAUUUGCUGCUGCAACAAUACCAGACAGUUUUGGAGAAAUCUAAUCCGGCGUCAAACCACACUGCAUCCGCUGCAUCUCUUUUCACAGAUGAUGAAAGUUAUACUGAUAAUGGAAAAAAGAGCAACCAUAAAAUCUCUUUAGAUGGUAAAUCGUGCAACUCAUGUGCCAGAAACAAGGUUAAAUGUGUGUUUGUGCCAGAUUUAGGUAGCUGUUUGGAAUGUGAAACCCUCAAAAUUAAAUGCAUUUUCUCACCAAUUCGUAAACGUCUUAUAGGAGAUAAUUCAAUGGAUAAAAACGCUAUUAACAACGAGAAACAGCUGAAAAAGACGAAAUCAGAGACUAAUACUUCCAAAGUUACUUCACGGUAUUAUACAAAUUUUUUACAGUCAUUGAAUAGUUCUGCCUCUACUCCUGCUACUAGUCAGAUUUCAUACGAACAGGCUACUUCUCCUGUGGGUUCCAACCUUACCAGUUCUACUACACCGUACAUGUAUCAACAAACUCACAAUCAAUCUCCAGGUGCUAUACCCUCUGCAAUUAAUGGCACCAGUAGUUUUCUACACGCCCAAAAGUCUAUGCCGGUGCAGCAUCCUAGAUCAUCUUUCUACGUUGGAUUAACUUCCAUUUAUGAUAUAAAUAUAAUCAAUAAGGUCAAAUUGGAUAAUAUUGACCAAAUCAAGAUCUCUAAAAAUCUGUCAUUGCGGAAGGUCUCCUCUGACGUCCAAUUUCUUCUACGUGAUGAUUAUGUAUCCAAUGAGACCAUGGCAAAGGAUUAUCGAGAAAUUGAUUAUGUUGAAAGGUUGAUUUAUCCAAAUGGUAAGACGUUAAUUGACAUUUUUUUCAAGUUAGUACAUCCAUACUUCCCUAUUUUACAUGAACGUGUAUUUUUGGAGAAAUAUUCACGGUCAUAUAGGGAGUUGCCGGUACCUUUACUUUCGUCAAUAUACUCUUUGUCACUACAAUGGUGGGACUUUCACCCACAAUUAAUUGGAUUUCCAAAACCGGAUGCAAAAAUAGUCGAACAACUAAAUUCUAUCGCUUAUAGAUCCUAUUUUGAAAUGAUUGAAAACCCAAAAUUAAGUCUGAUACAGUCUGGUUUAUUAAUUUUAUUAACGCGAGGCGAAAGGACCAAUAAUUGGUUGCUAUCAUCGAAUUUGGUUGCACUAGCCGAAGAAUUAGGCUUGGGGAUCAAUUGUGAUGAUUGGAAGCUACCAAAAUGGGAGAAAGACCUUCGGAAAAGGCUGGCAUGGGCUGUGUUUUCUCAAGAUAAAUGGACUUCGUUGAUUGAAGGAAGAAUAUCGUAUUUAAUCUUAGGUAGGAAUUGGCUUAUUAGUCUUCUCAAACAGGACGAGUUCCCUGUAAGUUCGCCGGCUAUUUCAAGUACAGAUAACACAGCAGGUAAUAUGUUAAUUGAUAUGAACUUAAACAAUGAAGAUUAUCAUAAUGCCACACUUUUGUUCCAACAAAAGGUCUCCUUAAGUAUAAUAAUUGGCGAGAUAAUGGACACUUUCUACACACAGGGUGCAAUGCACGUCAAUAAUACAAUCGAAAACGUUCUCAAGCAAGCAAAACCUUUGCAAUUAAAGCUGAGGGAAUGGUACCACUCUUUACCAAAGCAAUUAUCCAUGAAUAACUUCAAAUCAAAAAAAUUCAAUUCAAACGCAGCAUUAAACCUGAGUUAUUUUGCUGCGGAGAUUGCAUUGCAUAGAAAAAUUAUUUCUACGUUGAAAACCGAUUCACCAAAUGAGCUGUAUUCUGUUUGUCGAGCAGCUGCGAAGACAAGAUUGAUUGCAUCUAUUGAAUUUUUAAAAGAGCUUAAAAAUGAACAUAUCUUUGCUUUUUGGUAUUCGAAUGCCUCCGGAAACAUAAUGUCAAUAGGUACAUUUGCCGCACUCUUGUAUGUCACAUCACCUAAUAAAGAAGAGGCAGAUUAUUACAAAAAUUUGACUCGUAAUUAUAUAUGGGUAUUAAGGAUAGGCUCCAAGACUUUUGAUAAAUUUCAGAACGCUUUAAACAAUAUUCAUUUACUGCUAGCACAGAUACCAGGUUUGUUAAAUGAUGAGGCUCCUCCUAAACCUCAGUUACCUUCGCAAUCUUCUAACGCAGAUUUUAGAUCAAUGUCUCAACAGAACCUUUUUGCAAAUGGUGGAUCCCAACAGUUGUUGAAUCAAGUCAGUAACAUGUCACCAACAAUCGUACAAAGUAUGGGAAGUAUUCGGUCACAAAGCACCGGGGGUAGCUUUCAUACAUCCCCUAAGAAUAAUGACGGAAGUCCCAUGUACGUUGAAAGUCCUAACGUUAAGCAUAGCCCUUCUGUUGAACAAAAGUUAGUGAACAACGGUUACUCACCAAAUCAUCAACUGAGGGACUCCGUCGAUGAAAAUUACACGUCUAAUACAGCCACUCAAAGUGUGGAAAAUACUACUGCCACUGAACAACCUUCUGAGAGUUUGGUAUCAGAAGACCAACACAGUGAUGCUGUAAAGGAGUCUCAUUCGCCAAGCGAAAAGGAUCAAGAUAUUAAGGCAGUAGAGCAAGAAGUUGUUACUGAGCAGGCAGACGACCAGUCCUCAAAAGGAUAA
Messenger RNA from Kazachstania africana CBS 2517, 2757 nucleotides. It is a transcript of the gene DAL81, whose product is annotated as Dal81p. Gene Ontology annotation, molecular function: DNA binding; DNA-binding transcription factor activity, RNA polymerase II-specific; zinc ion binding. The record is from RefSeq and is a predicted model, not a curated record. Gene Ontology annotation, cellular component: nucleus. Lineage: Eukaryota; Fungi; Ascomycota; Saccharomycetes; Saccharomycetales; Saccharomycetaceae. Gene Ontology annotation, biological process: DNA-templated transcription. Bases 1 to 2757 code for a protein of 918 amino acids. The transcript has a single exon.